UCGAUUUGUUUCCAGGAUGCAUAUAAUCUCUGAUUCCCUUACCAUGCUGGUUCCAAACAUAUCCACAGCUGUCAGCCUCUGGUGAUUUAUUAUCAACAAAAAUAAUUAAAGUCCAAUUAUUUUCACUUUUCAGCUCAGAAGUUUACCAACGCUUCAUUGGUCUACAUAACUGAGACAGUUUUAGAGGAAAUUGGAAUAAUUGAAAAAGGCCCGCAAGUGGUAAUUCUAACCGUGGUAGCAAAACUGAAAAAAGCUCAUCAUGACAAUACAUCGGACACAAACCCUACCCAAGCUGGACCAUCACGAAGAUUAACUGAGUCUCCGAGUGAAGCUGUAACAAUCCGACAAACCCUGGAACGAGAUGCUACUUGUCGAAAAAUAAUUUACACUAAAAUUGAUGCUGGAAAUGUACCGACACAUACUGAACUGUUGUCAGUGGUUCGAGUUCUUUGUAAUAAUAUGGUAUCGAAACUGCUGAACGAGAAAAUUUAUCCAUCAACUGAAGAGAAAAAAGCGUUGGCAAAGCUAGUUAUUGAAACUUUUCCCAUACUGGCUUCCACAAAAAUAACGGAAAACUCUCCCGACCAUUCAUACUUUUUUUGGAGAAAUGGAGGCAAAGGACCAAAUCAUGAACAUUCGGGACUCAUUCAUACUCACUUACGGAACAAAGCCAAAAAGCUUAAGGCCGAAGACCGAAAAUACACUCAUAAGAAAAAAGCUGACAAAGUCAGUAGCAUUCCGACUGGAAUAGUUGAGCUAGCUGAAGAAUGUGCUCACAAGGAAGCUACAGCCGCCAAUUUCAAUACAAUCGUAAAGUUCAUGGAUAAAACGCACACUCUUCACAUCAUGAUGCUGCAAGAUAAGAAGCCAUUCGAUUUCAUUCUUCAAACAUUUCCGCAUUUCAAAUCAUUUGAUGGACUUUUGAUUCAAAAAGCAUAUGAGCGCAUGACACCAAACUAUGACAAAAAUAGUAAUCUCGUUCCUGUUUUCGUCCGUGGGCUGAUGAUUGAACCAGAAAUGUUCUCUGCAAUUCCGGAUGACAAUCUUCGUGGCUGCUUGCGGAUUUUGUUGCAUCUGAAGCACAGAGGUUUGAAAAGCCAAGAAAGAGGACCAAACAAUGGACUCAGCGUAGAAGAGCAACUAGCUGCUGAUCUUAUCCGCUUUGUACCGGACACAGAAACAUCCAUGGAAGAACAGCUGGCCAGAUAUGUGGCCUAUAAUCAUGAACCUGUCGCUCCACAUAUGAUUUGCAAGGGUGGCGAGUAUCAUUUGUUCAUUCAAGGCCACUUGGUCAAAUGUGGAGACAGUUCAGUACAAGCUGUGGAUGUUCUUUUUAAGAGUUUCGCUGUCUUCAGACUUCCAGUUCCUCCUGUGCUCCAAAAACUUCACGACUUGAUUGAAAUUUCUUGCUACAAAGUCAAGCAGCAUAGCACACGACAGAUCGUCAACAAAUUGUGCGCUACGAUCCAAGAGUCGUGCAAGGCAGAAAUAAUUUGA
This is a messenger RNA of Aedes aegypti (yellow fever mosquito), 1497 nucleotides long. RefSeq lists its product as uncharacterized. The record is from RefSeq and is a predicted model, not a curated record. The transcript has 7 exons. Bases 460 to 1497 code for a protein of 345 amino acids. NCBI's taxonomy places the organism in Eukaryota, Metazoa, Arthropoda, Insecta, Diptera, Culicidae.